Molecule: messenger RNA, 2104 nt
Organism: Fomitopsis serialis
Lineage: Eukaryota; Fungi; Basidiomycota; Agaricomycetes; Polyporales; Fomitopsidaceae
Exons: 4
Coding region: 99-1700 (533 amino acids)
Source: RefSeq, a predicted model, not a curated record
GCCUUGUUUGCCACGCUUGGUAUUGUGCUGCACGGCGCGUCUACUGGGACUCCAGCCUCAAGUUGCAGACCCGAGAAGCCUUGGAUGACUGCACAUACAUGCUCAUGUCGAAGAAUAAUCGAUCAUAUGGCAAGAAUUUUGUUGGCUUGGAGAUUCAAGACGACCCUCGAAAGCCACACGCCCACAUCUGGCCAAUGCGCAUUCCAGGGUAUUUCCUACCAAAAUUGAUGUACCUGGAACUAAUCAACUUCGACUGGACAGCAACCAGACCACAUGAUCUUUUCUUCCACUUCCUUUCCUAUUACACCAGCAUCAAAACUCUGGCAAUCGGGCGGUGCCAGUUUCGCAGUAUAGCGGAACUCCGUAGGAUCUCCACCGCACUCCCGAGCCUCGAAACCCUGUCUCUCGCGGAGAUCACACUGCAGCACCAACUCGUGCCAGGUUUGGUGUCGCGCUAUGUUCCCAAUUUGUCUCGCAACAAGCUCAAGAAGAUGGUGAUUGGGAGUCUCCACGACGUCUACAACUGGCAUCUGGAUAGUGUUGCGCCGGCGAUAGACACUCACAUCCCAUCUGUAUACCAUCAAUUCCUAUGGGACGUAUGUGUCACGUACUCCUACGUCACAGAGCUAGAGUUGGACCUGCGCUACUACUCUUCGCUCUCGAGUCUUCAUCGGUUUCUACACCAUUUCCCACAUCUGUCUCGCUUGUUGCUACACGAUUCAGAGCACGGCUCCCAUGUCGAGCCUGCAUCAGCAGCAGACCUGGCCCUAUACACAGCACAUGCACUCAACCCCUCUCUGUCGGAUUUACGAUUCAAAUACGUGCCUGUGUCGUUGGCGCGACAGAUUCUACUGGUAUUAUCCCCGCAAGCUUGUAGCAGACUGGAAGCCCUGCGGGUUUUCUUUCUAUGCUGGCAUUGCCAGCUGCAUGAUCGACAGCGUGCAGAGUUUGUACUACGUGUUACAGAGGUUCUAUGUCUUGCCGGAGCUGGGCUGAAGAAGUUUCAGUGGGAACAUAACCCAGUUGAUGGAGACUUGAUCCACGAUGACGUACCGCGACUUACGGCAAACACAUCACUGACAAACCUGACGAUCACUCUCUGUGUCGAUCCAUCACUCCCGAGCAUCCAGAGGGCCCUGGAUACCUUGUUGUCUGACAUACGAAGCCCGCAUCUGGAGCGACUCACGGUCAUGAUCAACCUGAUUCGGACCCAACACGACGACACGUCUGAAGAUAGGGACAAGACCUCAGUCAGCGAGGCAGACCCUCCCGGCUCCACCUCCACUUUCCAUGCUAUACUCUCUCGUAGCAUCUUUGACCAACUUCCAGCAGUUUCUGAGCCCUAUCACGAGAGUGCCGGUGUAUUCAUUGCAGUCAGAUGGGCCUACUAUGGCUCACCGGUGUCUGAGCCUCAGGAGGAGGCGGCUCGAACCACCGCAUUGUCUGCGAUCAAGUCAAACAUGAUCACUCUGUUCGCGCCGUGGCUGGAUCGCGGAGUCAUGCAGCUCUCAUUCAACCUCGAUCCCGACGGUGAAAUGGACGUCACUCGUGAUUCCUCAUCAGUACUCCGUGUCCUUGGGACUCCGACGCAUGCCAGUAUAAAGGAGAUAGCAGAUUCGGAGCCUGACGAUGGACACGAAGACCAUGCGCGCGAUGCCAGUGGAGAUAUGGAGACAGAAGAUCCAAUUCCCCCGCAAUAGACAGUGCACUAGAAUUUGCAAGACUGGCCGGGUAUCAUCAUUUUUUCAACGACCGACCUCGAAGAGCGUACGAGACCGAGACACCGUGUCUCGGUGAGCGGUGACUGGAGCGGCAACCCGUCACACCUGUUCCGCAAUCGCGCGGGGUCGAAUCACGGAUCAUGUAUCAUUGUAGCCGAAGAAGAAUGGUACUGGAUAGGGCGGGGUGAAUGAAGAAACAUGCGGAGAGAGUGGUAACGAGCUCGAGAGCUUCGCGAGACGAGGGUAGUUCAUAAACACGCAGAACUCACAGCGUAUCGUUGUAUGGCGAGUCGGAGUCCCGUAUUUAUCGAAAACGCUUCACUUGUUUGUCGCCGCUGUGCGGAGAACCCUGGGUCAUAGCCACUCUUAGGCUCGUGCGUCAG